Molecule: messenger RNA, 771 nt
Organism: Drosophila eugracilis
Lineage: Eukaryota; Metazoa; Arthropoda; Insecta; Diptera; Drosophilidae
Gene: Prosbeta4R1
Product: probable proteasome subunit beta type-2
Exons: 2
Coding region: 23-661 (212 amino acids)
Biological process (GO): proteasomal protein catabolic process
Cellular component (GO): proteasome core complex
Source: RefSeq, a predicted model, not a curated record
CGCUCAUAAAGCAGUAUUCAAAAUGGAAACGGUUUUGGGUAUUAAGGGAACUGAUUACGUCAUACUGGCCUCAGAUACCAUGAAAGCCAAGUCUGUGAUGUGGCUGGAUGAUGACAAAUCGAAGAUAUACCGCUUGACGGAUUACUCUAUUAUGUCGGCCGUAGGCGAUGGCGGAGAUUGUCUGCAGUUCUCUGACUUUAUCGCCCGGAAUUUGGACCUCUAUAAGGUGACCAACGGCUACGACUUAACCUUCCGUGGAACUGUGCACUUCAUAAGAAACAAUUUGAGCGCCUAUCUCAGGAGCAACGCCCGAUACCAGGUUUCCCUCUUGGUCGCCGGAUUUGAUCCCUGUAACGGUCCAGAGUUGUUCUACAUCGAUCAGUUGGGCAACACGGUUCCUACUCGCUUUGGUGGCCAUGGAACUGGCAUUAACUUUUGUACUGCCAUAUUGGAGGAGUUCUACAAGCCCCAGAUGGAUAAAAUGGCUGCCUACAAUUUGAUUCAAAAAUGUGUUCUCGAGAUUCAAAAGAGAAUCGUUAUCAACUUGCGCAACUUUGAUGUGUUCAUGAUAAGCAAGGAGGGCAUUACCAAGCUAAGUCCUAUCAACCAGCAGUCCUUGAGGGCUCGAAUGAUGGGUAGUCACCCUCCUGUGAAGGGUUAAGGCUGGAAAUAUUAUUCGGAUGUCUAUAUAUUUUUUAGUUUUUCAUUUAUUUGUUAAAUAAUUAAUGACUCUUAAAGAUUUUGCUUUAGAUAUUGAAAAUAAUAUGUGAA